AUGCCCAUCUUGUCAAGGAACUAUGCGUCCAGCAAAUGGUGCCUCAUCAAGCUUGCCACAAUGGUCGAGAUGGCAUCAAAGUCAAAUGGCACGAAAGAGAUCCUCCCCAUUUAUCUCGACGUGAAUUCAGAUGACGUCAAGCUCAAGACUCCGCUGUACCGUGAUGUGUUUGUGCAGCACGAGACGAACUUUGACGCCGACCAAGUGAAGGUGUGGCGUGAUGCCCUCUUGGAGGUCGAGGAAAUCAAGAGAUUGAACUUGAAAAAUUAUCGAGGCUAUGGCGAACUCAUUAAAGUGAUCAUCCAGGAAGUCCUGGUCAAGCUGAAUGCCAAAUACAAGAACCUGACUGAACACUUGGUCGAAGAUCAUGUUCAGGUCGAUGCAAUUAUGAAGCUGUUAAGUGUCGACUUUUGCGGUGUGCGUUUCGUGGGAAUCCAUAGAAUAGGUGGUAUUGGGAAGACAACACUAGCAAAAGUCAUUUACAACAAAGUUUCUUCUUGCUUCGAUCGCUGCAGUUUCCUCGAAAAUAUUCGAGAGAUCUCCAGAAGAUCGGACGGUCUUGUACAUUUGUAG
Molecule: messenger RNA, 573 nt
Organism: Eucalyptus grandis
Lineage: Eukaryota; Viridiplantae; Streptophyta; Magnoliopsida; Myrtales; Myrtaceae
Product: disease resistance protein RPV1-like
Exons: 2
Coding region: 1-573 (190 amino acids)
Biological process (GO): signal transduction; defense response
Molecular function (GO): ADP binding
Source: RefSeq, a predicted model, not a curated record